AUAUAGGUGGGAAACAGAUAGGUGGGAAACAGAUAGGUGGGAAACAGAUAGGUGGGAAACAUAUAGGUGGGAAACAGAUAGGUGGGAAACAGAUAGGUGGGAAGGCAUACAGGAUAUCGACAAUUUCUUAACGCGCAAUUUCCCUCAAUGCAUAAUUGAAACACUUCGACCACUAACUACAUUUUUAUUCAACACUGUAGAGCCCCUCUGACUUUCUCCACCAAUGGCUUUUGAGAACGAGGCGUGGCAAGAGGACGGGAGUCAAGGACAUGCAAAAAUAUUUAUGCCUAUAACCCAUCCUCUAAAACUGUGUUUCCCAACCCUAGUCCUCCAGUACCCACUCCAGAACACAUUUUCAUUGUAGCCCUGGACAGACGCGCCUCAUUCAACUCAUUGAGGAUUUGAUGAUUAGUUGACAAGUUGAAUCAGGUGUGAUUGUCCAGGCUUACAAUGAAAAUGUGUACUGUUGGGGAACUGGAGGAACAGGGUUGGGAACCACAGCUCUCGAAGAGCAGCUAUAUUCUAAGGAAUGGUAGAGCCAAGCAACCUAAGCAAAUAUACUUUUAUGAAUGACAGAUGAGACAUUUAUAUAUCACUAUUUUGACAGGUUCUAAUGUACGGAAGAGUAUCAAAUCAAAUUGUAUUUUUCACAUGCUUUGUAAACAACAGGUGUAGACUAACAAUUAAAUGAUUACUUUAUGGCCCUUCCCAAUAAUGCAGAGAGAAGAUUUUUGAAAUUAUACAAAUAAUAAUAACACCAGGAAUAAAUACACAAUGAGUAACGAUAACUUGGCUGUGUACACAGUACCAAGUCGAUGUGCAGGGGUACGAGGUAAUAACAUGGCUAUAUACACAGGGUACCAGUACCAAGUCGAUGUGCAGGGGUACGAGGUAAUAACAUGGCUAUAUACACAGGGUACCAGUACCAAGUCGAUGUGCAGGGGUACGAGGUAAUAACAUGGCUAUAUACACAGGGUACCAGUACCAAGUCGAUGUACCGGGUGUACGAGGUCAUUUAGAUAUGUACAUAUUGGAUAAAGUGACUAGGCAACAGGAUAGAUAAUAAACAUUAGCAGCAGUGUAUUUGAUGAGUCAAACGAGUUUGUGCUAAAAGCGUCCAUGCAGAUAGUCUGGGUAGCUAUUUGGUUAACUACACUACAUGGCCACAAAUUUGUGGACACCCCAUCAAAUUAAUGGAUUUGGGCUAUUUUAGCCACAUCCGUUGCUGACAGGUGUAAAAAAAUGUAGCACCCCGCCAUGCAAUCUCCAUAGACAAACAUUGUCAGUAGAAUGGCUCAUACUCAAGGGCUCAGUGGCUUUCAAGGUGGCAGCGUCAUAGGAUGCUACCUUUUCAACAUGUCAGUUCGUCAAAUUCCGGCCCUGGUAGAGCUGCCCUGGUCAACUGUAAGUGCUGUUAUCGUCAAAUGUAAAAGUCUAGGAGCAACAACGGCUCUGCCACGAAGUGGUAGCUCACACAAGCUUACAGAACGGGACCGCAGAGUGCUGAAGCGCGUAGUGGGUAAAAAUCAUCUGUCUUCAGUUGCAACACACACUACCGAGUUCCAAACUGCCUCUGGAAGCAACAUCAGCACAAUAACUGUUCGUAGUGAGCUUCAUGAAAUGGGUUUUCAUGGCCGAGCCACUGCACACAAGCCUAAGAUCACCAUGCACAAUGCCAAGCAUCGGCUGGAGUUGUGUAAAGCUCGCUGUCAUUGACGGAGUGAUGAAUCACGCGUCACCAUCUGGCAGUCCAACGGAUGAAUCUGGGUUUGGUGGAUGCCAGGAGACCACUACCUGCCCCAAUGCAUAGUGCCAACUGUCAAGUUUGGUGGAUGAGGAAUAUUGGUCUGGGGCUGUUUUUCAUGGUUCGGGCUAGGCCCCUUAGUUCCAGUGAAGGGAAAUUGUAAUGCUACAUAAUUCUGUAUAUAAUUCUGUGCCUUCCCAGAAGAGUGGAGAAUGUUAUAGCAGCAAAGGGUGGACCAACUCCAUAUUAAUGCCCAUGAUUUUGGAAUGAGAUGUUUGAGGAGCAGGUGUCCACAUACUUCUGGUCAUGUAGUGUAUUUCAUCCAAGUCCUUGUGGUGAGAUACACACUGUAGGUAGAGACAGUUGAGUUGUGUGUGUAGCAGUCUUAUGGCUUGGGGGUAGAAGCUUUCAGGGUCCUUUGGUUUCAGACUUGGUGCAUCGAUACUGCUUGCAGUGCGGUAGCAGAGAGAACAGUCUAUUUUAACAGAAUAGUACUCAGUUGUCUUUGACAAUUUUUAGGGCCUUCCUCUGUCACCGCCGGAAAUAGAGGUCCUGGGUGGCAGGGAGCUCUGCCCCACGCACGAUUUUGAUUUUUAAUGAAAUUGUCAAAACACAAUUUCGAGAAUACAGUAGCAAUCUUUCGAGAAUAGAGUAGCAAUCUUUCGAGAAUAGAGUAGCAAUCUUUCGAGAACAAUCUUUCUAGAACAGAGUAGCAAUCUUUCGAGAAUAGAGUAGCAAUCUUUCGAGAAUAGAGUGGCAAUCUUUCGAGAAUAGAGUAGCAAUCUUUCGAGAAUAGAGUAGUAAUCUUUCGAGAAUAGAGUAGCAAUCUUUCGAGAAUAGAGUAGCGAUCUUUCGAGAAUAGAGUAGGAAUCUUUCGAGAAUAGAGUAGCAAUCUUUCGAGAAUAGAGUAGCAAUCUUUUGAGAAUAGAGUAGCAAUCUUUCUAGAAUAGAGUAGCAAUCUUUCGAGAAUAGAGUAGCAAUCUUUCGAGCAUAGAGUGGCAAUCUUUCGAGAAUAGAGUAGCAAUCUUUCGAGAAUAGAGUGGCAAUCUUUCGAGAAUAGAGUGACAAUCUUUCGAGAAUAGAGUAGCAAUCUUUCGAGAACAGAGUGACAAUCUUUCGAGAAUAGAGUGACAAUCUUCGAGCAUCAAGGCGUGGUUAUAUUUCAAAAUGAAAGUGUGUAUUGGGUUAUUGAAAUGGGUCACUGUUGAAAUGCCUGAGUUAGAUGACACAUAAUAACCAGAUGAUUAAUAACUAUUAAGACCUGGAAGAGGUUGUGCCACAGAUUGAGUGUUUCCAGAAGGAGGAACCACACGGACAUGGAUGAGGUAUUUCAUCCAAGUCCGUGUGGAGACGGGCGGGUUGUGUGUGUUUGCAGGUGUGUGUGUGUGUGGGCGGUAAAAAGUUUUGUGCAAAACAAACAAAUGGCCACCAAUCUAAUGAUCUAAUACACUCUUUCAAAGAGGCGUCACUGCGCACUAAUGCUUAUCAAUCACUCGCACACACAAAAUCACGAUCUUGGCACUGUCACUGAAUGCAAAGACAACUGUGAUCUGAGUCCCUGUCCUUAUGCCCUCAGAAUUUGCUUCGACGUUCUGCUGCGUAGCCUAGGCAAAAACUUCGGUGCUCAAUGGCAACUGUUAAAGCGACCAUUGUGCUUUACUAACAGUAGUAUUCCCCCCGUAUGGCAACUAUCCUUCUCACAAAUGUCGGCAAGUAGGACACGUGAGCAGCACCCCAAAUAAAACGAAUUAUUUUGGAAUCCUGGAGACCGGGAAUGUGUAUGUCCCAUGUCAAGCUGCUCUCUAAAUUAGCUACAACACUGCUAUUUUGCAGCCCAUUAUAAACCUAUAGCGGCCCACUCGAUUGAGUACCCUAGCCUGUAGGCCUGUAGGCUAAUCGUGCGUUAAUGUGGGCUAGUGAAAGUAAAUUAUAGGCCUAUCCAACGGCUGCGGGAGGCAUAAACCAUGAAGAAGGGGUUUUACACCAAGUGUCUGUAGGACGAGAUGCAACUCAUUGCCCACUCCUGCACGCGCAAACCAGCUAAUCUGAGGCACUGUUUGAAUAUAUUCAAGGAAUGGAUUCUCCCUUUCUUAAAAUAAUCAUUGAUCUAAAUAUAAGCCUAUUAGAUAGACGAUGAUAGGCUAUGUGCUAUAAAGAAAUAAUCACUGAUCUGACAUGGUCAGAUGGUAGCCUAGGGUUUCCAUCCGUGCUUCUCUACAGGGACCCGCAAUCCUUUCCCCCACAAUCCGUGACCUACAUUCACAAGAUAAUAAACCUAGGCCUAUGAGGCUAUAUCAUUUAAAGUGUAGUUUACAUAAAACAUUCAUGCUAUUGCUCACAAAUGUGUAAAUUAACCUUUCGUUUCAACAUAUAGGCUGCUGGCCAAGCUGUUAUUAUAGUAUAGUAUGCAUGGUGUUGGCAUAUGCAGGGGAUUGAGGACAACUUUAUAGCGAAUUUGAAGGGCACCAUGACCUGGACUGAUGCAUGCACCUCUUCGUGUCUGGCAACGCACCAUGGCCGUUCGGUAGAAUGGUAUUGCCUUGGCGAUAUCGUUUUGUGUGUCACACACACGCACACUUGCAUACACACACACAACCCACUCUCUACCUAUGUAUUGUAUGUAACCACACGGACUUGUGUGGUUCCUCCGGUCCUAAUACUUAUAAUAAUAUUAUUAUGAUGUGCUAGAGGAGAAAGGAUUCCGUUGUUACUAAAGCCAAUUCUAAAGUAUAGUUUCACCAGGUCAUGUAACUCAGGUAUUAUACGCGCACAGCAACAGGGAGCCAGGGAGGCUUGCAGUUAACCACAUCCCCUGUAUAAAUAUAAAUAUGAAUAUAAAUAUAACUGCGACUUUAUUCUCAAAAUGUCAACUUAAUUCCCAAAAUGUUGACUUUAUUCUCGAAACUACAUUUUAAUUUUAUUCUCAAAAUAUUGACACUUCAUUCUCGAAAUCAUCAAAAACCAACACCCAUCAGCGUUUAUUGAAUGUUUAUCUUCACUUGGCCCGAAUACUCUUCCAUACAAAUAUGACCAUGUUGAUCUACCAAUCUAACCUCUAUUUUCUUCUUCUCCCAUUUAGUCAAGUUGUGGUCGAGAGCCCUGUACGACCACUGCGGUCUCUGGUGCAGCUGUGUUUCAUCUUCCUCCUCUUCCUGUCCACGGUCAUCGUGAUCAUCCUCUUAGGUUUUCCUGACAGAUUCUCCCAGACAGACUGGUGGACAAACCUAUCACUGUACACAUACUACCAUAGAUGGACCAACCCCGACCGCCACCGUGGACCAUCCCCAACCACCAUUCCCCCAACCACAGUACCAGCCCCACCCUCAACCACCAUACGUCCGCUACCAACCAAUCACAACCACUUGGGCUACCCUCGUAACUACCACUUCAUCGUAGACGAACCGGACAAGUGUAAUACCCAGGCCCCGUUCCUGGUGCUGAUAGUCCCCGUGGCGCCCGGUAACCUGGCCGCCAGGGAUGCCAUCCGCAGGACGUGGGGUAAUGAGACCCUGGUGCAGGGGAAGAAGGUACAGACGCUAUUCAUGCUAGGACUUCCUGGAGGACCAGUUGCCCAGGAGCUGCAGGAGAAGGUGAACCAGGAGAGCCAAGUGCAUCAUGAUCUACUCCAGAGCAACUUCCUGGACUCUUACCUCAACCUCACCAUUAAGACCAUGGUGAUUAUGGACUGGCUGGCCACCCACUGCACCAAUGCCACCUACGCCAUGAAGAUUGACUCAGACAUGUUCCUCAACGUAGAGAACCUGAUGACUAUGUUGCUGAGACCGGACGUCCCCAAGGUGAACUACCUGACGGGGAUGCUGAUGUGGGAUCGCCCGGUCAUCCGGAACCCCAACUCUAAAUGGUAUGUUCCGGUGGAGAUGUUAGCCGACGACCGAUACCCGACCUACACACUUGGUAUGGGAUACGUGUUCUCCAACGACCUGCCGGAGAGGUUCGUGGCGGUAUCCAAGGACAUCAAGCUUUUUAAUAUAGAAGACGCCUAUGUUGGCGCCUGUAUGAAGAAACUGGGCCUCUCGCCCACAAACUCACCAGAUCCUUGGCAAUGGAAGGCCUAUCUCGGCAAGUACAAUCGCUGUGAAUUUUCCAAAGUCAUCACCUAUAUUUUGAGCCGCUCGUCCCAGAUUGUGGAAUACUGGAUGGACCUGAAGAAGACACCUGGUUCACCCUGUCACUGACCUAGUGUCCAUUUGGUAUUUUUCAUCCUAAUGGUCGAGUCUCAGUCUAGGUAGCCAAACAGAUAUAUAUACCUGUAUAUAUCGAUGAAAGAAACACAGCUGUAGCUCUGCCACCUUCCACCUCAGAUGUGGAAGGCUGACAUCAGCGCAUGUGGUGGAUUGAGAUGCAGCCCAUGCAAUAAAACAGAUUGAGAUGCAGCCCAUGCAAUAAAACAGAUAUCUCUAGCUUAAACAGACCGUUUCUGAUGGGAAUUUUUAUGUUACGCUUAUUCAAUUUCCGCGCGGACAUUGACUCUGGUACUAGUACUAAGAUUCAGGGACUCUAUCAGUGAAAGGUUGCUAGUUCAAAUCCCCUAACAGACAAGGUGAAAAAUAUCUGUCGAUGUGCCCUUGAGCAAGGCACUUAACCCUAAUUUCUUCAAUGUUGAUAAUGACUGACCUUGGCUGUAACCCCAUUCUUGGGGGGUGUGAGAUAUGCAAAAAAAAGGCACCUGGGGCACCUUGUUAAGACUCAAUUACCCAUAAUGACAUUGGGUAGGGUAGGAAAUAAAGAUGGGUGGUGGUGGGGCUGGUCGGGAUGAUGAAGUUAGGUCAUUGAGUAGUUCUGAACUUGUAAUGACUGUCGGAAUGUGAUAUCUUACUUUCAAAGUCUUAAUUUACAAUGGUGGAACAUACUUUGCAAAGGGAUCCUUUGUGAUUUUGUGAUCCCGAAUCUCAGGAAUCCAAACAAAUCCAGACAGAUAGGAGGAUGGGAUCAGCAUCUGUCUAGUCUCUUGUGAUAGAUUAACACUUUCACAGGCCAAAACUUACACAAGAUUUGUCUCUGUUCACACAAGAUUAGUCUCUGUUCACACAAGAUUAGUCUCUGUUCACACAAGAUUUGUCUCUGCCCACACGAGAUUUGUCUCUGUGUUACAUGAUCAUCUGUCUGCCAAAUUCCAUGGUGUUGUGACACCAUUCGGGUGACGGAGUUCUAGAAACCAGUUGGGUAACCUGUAAGAAACACAAAAGCCAUCCAUUAUGAAUGAUUCAGUCUCUAACUCUCAAAAACAAUUGAAAGGAAGAUUAUUCUGUACAUAAAAAAAAUAGUUUUGCCAAGAUGUAUUUGCUUAGUGAAUUAACAGUAGCCCGUAGGCCUAGACCUUGCCCAAACCAAGUAGACCGAUAUAACAGUAUCAAAUAUAUAACAGCAUAAGAUAUUUAUUUUACUGGGUGAGUUCUUUUUCAAUUCAGCGACAUCUACAUUAAUAAUUAAGUUACAUAUAUUGUUCAACAAAGCCUCUUUUUAUAUCGGCAUCGGUAUAUUAAGUCACACAUUAUGUUACACAAAGCUUCUCUCAUCAUGUUUGCUUAGCAUGACACUGAUAAAAUGCUGUUUGACUUCUAUGUACGUAUUGCACAAUUAAUUUAUUUGCAGAACAGUUGACUAAAACCUGGACAAGAAUAAGGUGUGUUCCAUUGUCAAUGAAAGGAGUUCUGUUCUGUUCCAUUGUCAACGAAAGGAGUUCUGUUCUGUUCCAUUGUCAACGAAAGGAGUUCUGUUCUGUUCCAUUGUCAACGAAAGGAGUUCUGUUCUGUUCCAUUGUCAACGAAAGGAGUUAUGUUCUGUUGUCAACUUCCACAACGAAAGGAGUUCUGUUCUGUUCCAUUGUCAAUGAAAGGAGUUCUGUUCUGUUCCAUUGUCAAUGAAAGGAGUUCUGUUCUGUUCUCAACUUUCACAAUGAAAGGAGUUACAUUUACAUUACAUUUAAGUCAUUUAGCAGACGCUCUUAUCCAGAGCGACUUACAAAUUGGUGCAUUCACCUUAUGACAUCCAGUGGAACAGCCACUUUACAAUAGUGCAUCUAAAUCUUUUAAGGGGGGGGGGGAUUACUUUAUCCUAUCCUAGGUAUUCUUUAAAGAGGUGGGGUUUCAGGUGUCUCCGGAAGGUGGUGAUUGACUCCGCUGUCCUGGCGUCGUGAGGGAGUGUGUUCCACCAUUGGGGAGCCAGAGCAGCGAACAGUUUUGACUGGGCUGAGCGGGAACUGUACUUCCUCAGUGGUAGGGAGGCGAGCAGGCCAGAGGUGGAUGAACGCAGUGCCCUUGUUUGGGUGUAGGGACUGAUCAGAGCCUGGAGGUACUGAGGUGCCGUUCCCCUCACAGCUCCGUAGGCAAGCACCAUGGUCUUGUAGCGGAUGCGAGCUUCAACUGGAAGCCAGUGGAGAGUUCUGUUCUUUUCCAUUGUCAACGAAAGGAGUUCUGUUCUGUUCUCAACUUUCACAAUGAAAGGAGUUCUGUUCUGUUGUCAACUUCCACAAUGAAAGGAGGAGUCCAUUAUUCUCAAUGUCUGAUGACUGGUGUAACAAAAUAAGAUGAUAUGAGUAAUGAGUAAUUAGGAAGGUAAUGCAGAAGGCUGCAGCCCUGGAAAGCUAUGAAUCACAGAAGGCUUGUGAGGGGAGGAUGGCUCAUAAUAAUGGCUGGAAUGAAGGGAAUUGUAUCAACCACAUGGAAAAAAUGAGUUUGAUACCAUUCCAUUUAUUCCGUUCCAGCCAUAUGAGCCUGUCCUCCCCGAUUUAGGUGCAACCAGCCACCAAGGCUAUGAAUAUGAUGUGACAUGUGUGUCUAUGUUCUUUGUUAAGGACAUCAUCGUUGUGACAAUAUGAACAAUGAUGAUAUCAUACAUUUAAAGUUCUUUGAGAUUAUUUAUGUUAUGAAAAGCACAAUAAAAGUUCAAUAAAUUCUUUGUAUUAUUACUAUCAUAAUCAUUGACAUGGUGAAUGCAUUGCAGUUGACAACAGGGAUCUUUAAAAAGAAGAGAGACAUGGUUUAACUGUCAGAGAUUUGUCUCGUAGAAGAAAGGCUCUGUCGAAAUGUUGACAAUAAAGGCUACUUAAUACUCUGUU
Oncorhynchus keta (chum salmon) is the source of this 8822-nucleotide messenger RNA. RefSeq names its product beta-1,3-galactosyltransferase 2-like. The record is from RefSeq and is a predicted model, not a curated record. Gene Ontology annotation, cellular component: membrane. Lineage: Eukaryota; Metazoa; Chordata; Actinopteri; Salmoniformes; Salmonidae. Gene Ontology annotation, molecular function: N-acetyl-beta-D-glucosaminide beta-(1,3)-galactosyltransferase activity. Bases 4771 to 5940 code for a protein of 389 amino acids. The transcript has 4 exons.